Messenger RNA from Coccinella septempunctata (seven-spotted ladybird), 1201 nucleotides. It is a transcript of the gene Ing5, whose product is annotated as inhibitor of growth protein 4. NCBI's taxonomy places the organism in Eukaryota, Metazoa, Arthropoda, Insecta, Coleoptera, Coccinellidae. The record is from RefSeq and is a predicted model, not a curated record. Gene Ontology annotation, biological process: regulation of DNA-templated transcription. Bases 167 to 976 code for a protein of 269 amino acids. Gene Ontology annotation, cellular component: nucleus. The transcript is spliced from 6 exons.
GUGUUUAGUGUUCUGCAAAUAAUUUUUUUGUUUAAAUUUUUUCGUAAUUAAAUUACGAAAUUACUCGCCAGCAAAGAGUUAAUCCGCUUUUCCUUCUUUCAAAAAGCACAAAGCAAUAUUCAUUUGAAAUUAUUUGUGCUAUAAUAUAAGUAGUAUUCUAAUAAUCAUGACUUCUGCUCUUUAUUUGGAGCAUUACCUGGAUAGUUUAGAACAUUUACCAAUCGAACUGCAGAGGAAUUUCACAUUGAUGAGAGAUUUAGAUUCUCGAGCCCAAGCACUUCUUAAAAGCAUUGAUACUCAAGCUGAUGAGUAUCUUAAGAAUCAAAACUCAUAUUCUGCGGAGGAAAAAAAAGAAAGACUGGACAAGAUUCAAGGUUUAUUCAACAAAUCUAAGGAAUAUGGAGAUGAUAAAGUGCAACUAGCCAUACAAACUUAUGAACUUGUAGAUAAACAUAUAAGAAGAUUAGAUAGUGAUUUGGCCAGAUUUGAAUCCGAAAUUCAAGAUAAAGCACUUAGUUCUAGGAAUGAAGAGCAGGCCGCUGGUAAAAAAGGUAGAAAAAAAAUCAAAGAUAAAGUUGACAAGAAGAAGAGAUCUGGUAAUUCUAGUGAAGAGGACUCAGCAGGAACUAUACGGGGAAGCAAGAAGAAGAAACAGAAAAUUUCUGGUAGUACUAGCAAUGGUACAAAUAGUACAGGUAGUGGAGCAAAAGCUACCUCAGGUGAGGUUUUGGAUGCUGUAGCUGGAUUACCUGGCUUGGCAGGAAUAGCUCAUCCCAGUGACGUGCUUGACAUGCCUGUUGAUCCCAAUGAACCUACAUACUGUUUGUGUCAUCAAGUGUCAUAUGGAGAGAUGAUAGGUUGUGAUAAUCCUGAUUGUCCAAUCGAAUGGUUUCAUUUUGCUUGUGUGGGUCUAACUACAAAACCUAAAGGUAAAUGGUUCUGUCCAAAAUGCAAUACAGAUCGAAAAAAGAAGUAAAAUGUAUUGCUCAUAUGUGCAGUCCCUGUUUGUAAAUAUGUAUUUAUUAAUUUUUUUUAAUUGAAAAUAUGUUACAUGUUGUUUUAUAAUUCUGUUCAAUCUUAUAUUAUGAUUUUAUUGAAUAGCAAUUUGGUAAUGAAAUAAUAUUGGAUGCCCUUAUGUAAACAACUUUUAUAAAGAGAUGACUUUGUUAUAAACUUGUAAUAAAUGAGUAUUUAGGCUAAA